AUGGCCAAGGCGCUGACCUCCAGGCGCGCCCCCGGCGAGCCCGUGGCUGAGCCGGGGCUUGGCAAGAAGGUAGCUCGGAAGAAAAGCAGGAAGAGGAGAUUCUGGAAAAGCCGAGGGCGAGAAGCGAGCAAGACACCGGGCUGCGGCCCCGGAGUCGCCGUGGUCCGACCUCCGAAGGCGCCGGAGGACUUCUCCCGCAACUGGAGGGCGCUGCAGCGGUACCUCCAGCGGACAGGAAGGCGCCGGCUCCCCGCACAGAGGUUAGCAGAGCGGGGCACGAUGGGAAGGGAGCCGAGAAAAGGACAAACGAUGAUACUUCUCCGAAAGGAGGAGACGCCAAGCGCAAGAAGUGGAAAGCUAAGGAGGCGACUUCUCUCCAUCACCUCCUCCCAGUGCUGUUUCUCCGUUUACUACUUUCCCCCAGGACGGAGGCGUGAUGAGGGCAGGGCCUGUUUGGUGCUGUUUCUUGAUCACCCAAAAAAGAAGAUUCGGGACACGCAGAAAUACAAACCUUUCAAGAGUCAAGUGAAGAGCGGAAGGCCAUCUUUGAAGCUGCUCGCGGAGAGAAUCCUGGGGGUCCGGGUGCAGCAGGCAGAGCACUGUUCGAUUCAGGAUGCCCAGGUGGCGAUGAGAUUGUAUGUCCUGGUGAAGAAGGAGUGGGAGAGUUCAGCCCAGGACAGGCGCCCCACGGCCCCCAUUCCAGACAGCCACAGCACCUCCCGUCCGCAGGCGGUUGUGACCACGCACAAGACAGCUCGGGUCUCCCCGUAG
Messenger RNA from Puma concolor (puma), 771 nucleotides. The record is from RefSeq and is a predicted model, not a curated record. Lineage: Eukaryota; Metazoa; Chordata; Mammalia; Carnivora; Felidae.